Molecule: messenger RNA, 341 nt
Organism: Geodia barretti
Lineage: Eukaryota; Metazoa; Porifera; Demospongiae; Tetractinellida; Geodiidae
Source: the annotation of a GenBank genome assembly
UUAGUGGGAAGUCUGCCAAACUGCAGCAUCAGCAGAUUCUCGAGGUGUCAAAUAUGUCAUUUUUGGUUCUGCUGAACUUUUCACUAGUUCAAUCUCUAAGAAAUGCAACCAAUUAACAUUUACAUAUAUAUAUAUCAUUUCCAAUCACACAUGAUUGUUCAUCAUAGUCAAACCCUCGGCGCACCCAAUCUUCCAGCCCUAUGUCAUGCGCGCAAGAAAGAGCUAUAUACUACAUACUGUAAUCGAUGGGCUUGUGCACGCUAGUUCGGAGUUGUUCAACUGCAGUGAACCUUCUCACACCACUUCAUUGCAGAGAAAAUGAAAAGCACUAAAGUGCAAAC